AAUUAGGUAUUUAUCCUGCUGUAGAUCCAUUAGAUUCGACAUCACGUAUAUUAGAUCCAAAUAUUGUCGGCGAAGAACAUUAUUCAAUCGCUCGUGGUAUUCAAAAAACAUUACAAGAUUAUAAGUCAUUGCAAGAUAUUAUUGCUAUAUUGGGUAUGGAUGAAUUAUCUGAUGAUGAUAAACUGACUGUAUCUCGUGCAAGAAAAAUUCAACGUUUCUUAUCUCAACCGUUUCAAGUUGCUGAAGUAUUUACCGGAACACCAGGCAAACUUGUCCCACUCAAAGAAACAAUAAAAGGAUUUAAAAUGCUUUUGAACGGAGAAAUGGAUCAUUUACCAGAAGGAGCAUUUUACAUGGUCGGUGGUAUCGAAGAUGUGUCAGCUCGGGCAGAAAAACUCGCUUCGGAACGAUAA
Didymodactylos carnosus is the source of this 413-nucleotide messenger RNA. The record is from the annotation of a GenBank genome assembly. Lineage: Eukaryota; Metazoa; Rotifera; Eurotatoria; Philodinida; Philodinidae.